AAAAUCCCAGCUUUGAAGCUGUAGAUAUGGCUGAUGGCAACGAACAAGGUAAGUGAGUUAAUCUAGAUGAAAAUUCGUAAACACUUCUCUCGAUCUUGCUCUUACAUUUUCCAAUUGAGCCUUUGUGUCUUUUGUCCGGUCUGUACAAGACGAUCAAAUCACUUUUACUUAGCUUUUGUGAAGAUAAACUGAAUCAGAAAUUAACCUGGCAGUUUUUGUAAAUAAAAUGUGAAACUAUGAGCUGAAAUCUCUUUGAUUUUCUUUUGAAUGGAGUCGCGUGCCCAUUCUGAUGAGAUUGUCACCUACAUAUGUAUGGAAGCAAACGUUGUUGUUUAGCUGCUUCUUCUGAUAAGUUAUGUGUGAUCUCUCCGUUGCCGACGCGACAUAUCAUUCGAUUCACUUAUGAUCGAAAAUUUCCAGAGUCCUGUUACUAUAUUCGUACUGAAGUUAAUUCAGCUGCUUUAUCAUAUGAAGUGCUCAGGCCACUAUAUAUCUCGACUGCCGUCAGUAUAGGCUCUUAAAUUUGCAGUGAAAAUUAAACGAAUGUAUUUUCAUUCAGUGCCAGAACGUUGCUGUUUUUACAAGUUCUACUAAAGCGUUUUGGGACCAGAGCCCGGGGGCUGGGGGCUACUUUAGGAAUUUUGGGUGAGGAUGUGCCGCUGGGACCCUGGAACCCCUAGCCAUACCAAAGCUAGUUCAGGCCGCGGUUGUUCAAACGUUGGAUAGCGCUAUCCAACGUUUGAACAACUGGGGCCAGCUGAAUUUUUCUACCCUAAACUAGACUAAUCUCCCUUAUCCUAGAGUAGCUUUUAGGUUGAUUUGCAUAAAUUUAAACUUGCCUAUUUGAUUUUUUUAAUAUUAUUGAGUGGCAAUUCUCGUUUUCCCUAGUCUAGACUAAAAUAUUCAACAAUUAAUCAGUUUCUGGAAAAUAAUACCCUAUUCUAGACCCAAAAUCUCUGAUUUAUAGACCCUAUCCCAGAGUAAACUGCUCGAAAACCAUACCCUUCGUAGCGGCACAUGCAUUUCUAGCCCAUAUAUGGCAGGGCCCCCCGGGCAAAAAGGUCACAGCGAUCAAACUGUACGCUAAAGACCCGGGGGACGGCCGGGGUACCCCAUACAUUAUGGGCUAUACGGGUAUGUGCCACUCAACAGAGGUUUUUUGCCUCUCUGACAAUGGAAGAGCAAUGAAAGAUGAAAAACUUACCCUCAGUUCCCGGGUUCAUUUUACUUCAGUUUAACUCUGGAAGAGAGUCAGUUUUUCCCCUUAAUUCCUGAUUAUUCUUUUAGGAGUGAAACCAGGCUCCCCUGACCUCGCCAAACAAAAUGCCUGAAAAUAAUAAUUUGUACAUAUUUUUUUGGCUUAUUGUCCAGAAUAGGAUUCCUAUAUUUUAAACUUAUUGCCGGUCUGAAACAGGUUCAGAGUCUCAAAGACUCCGCGGCACAUCCCCAAAGUAAAUUUAAAGGGGUACCCCCUCCGAGAAAUAUAUCUAUACAGUGCCAGUCUCCAAACUUUAACACGAACAGCAGCAGUAGUCCACUGAAAGACCUACCAAAAUUAAGAAUUUACAACCUAUUUAAUCCUAGGAAAAGACGUUUUUCCAGCACAUCAAUGUUGAGUCGGAAUUUUUGACGCGCACAUGACUCUCGCUAAUUUUCACAAGUUCUUUUUAAGAGGAAAUUAUGAAGAACAGCUUUGUUGAAAUGUUAGUUAAUCUAUUCUAAGAAAUCCUUGGAUCAUUUUUAUAACCACCGUCCUGCAUAUUAGGCUUAAUUUUUCCUUUCCUUAAUUCGAUCCACAGAGAAGCUUUACAAAGAGCCUGCUGUUCGAGCACCAACCCUCCAGCAUCUAUCUGAAAUUGCGCGAGGUCUGGGGUUUGACAUGGAAGAGAGUGAGCUGAUGGAGUACCGAGGUAAGAUUGCUUGUACGAACAGGAUCGGUGUAUUAGAAACGGUAGCUCAAUUCUACCCCCUUAGUCGUACUUUCAUGUAGCAACACCAGUGUUACGUGACAGAGAGAGGGGGUGGGGUGGGUGGGGAGCCGUUUGGCAAAACCUGACUGGAUUAACGGAACCUUUUAAUGCAUUCAUUAAAAGUGGAUACAUAGAAUGUCUUAUAUCUAAGCUCAGUGAUCUUUCUCGUGUUAAAUAGAACUUUGAUUGUUGCUAACAAAAGCCUCUUAUUACAGAGGCUAUUUCCAAGACUCUGGGUGAUACAUACCAGCGGUUGUACGAGUUACCAGAUCCCAAGCUCCCAGUCAAGUAUCCACGGACGCCAGGUUACAAACCGUCAGCAGAGGAAAAUCCUUACAAUGCUUGGUGAGGGACAAAUGUCAAUCAGAGUUCACUAGAAUAAUAUUCCAAACCGACGGAAGAGUCCGCUAGGUGGAGCUACGUCCCACUAUAAAUACUGAUUAUGAAAUGAUGAGAUUAACUACAAGUCACAAAUCUAAAGAAAUAUAAAGCCUCGAAAUAGCACCUAAAUCUAUUUGAAAAUUACUCUAAAAUUUAGGAUACAUAUUUAAAAGUUUCUUUUUUUAAUGGACUUGGAAAGGAGCAUCCCGUUUGACAAGGCUAUAUCGUAGAAGAGUGAAAUGUAAGAACAUUUGUUCUUUCGACAUUCUUUCUUUAUAAGAUAAUGUUGGUUAUAAACAAGACGGACAUAAUGGGCUAUUCAGGGAGUAUGACUUCAUGAAUUAAACGGUCGAGUCUCGUGCUAGUUCAAGAAGAGGUAUAAAUCGGUGGAGAAACCAGAUUUUCCUUGGAACUCGUCAGUUCAACUUUUAUUUUGACUGUGUUGUUUAUCAGGUACUGGCGCUGCGACAUCAAAGGAGCACCAAGUGGUAAACUACAAGGCAAGACAGUUGCCAUCAAGGAUAACACGUGUGUUGCAGGCGUACCCAUGAUGAAUGGUUCCCGGAUAUUGGAUGGCUUUGUCCCGGAUAUUGACGCCACGGUAGUGUCCCGGAUAUUGGAUGCUGGUGGACAUAUAGUCGGCAAAGCUGUUUGUGAAAACUUGUGCUGUGAUGGCGGUAGUUUUACUGCCGCUACGGGGCCUGUGGUGAAUCCACACAACAAAACGAGGAUGGCUGGGGGUUCGUCUUCUGGGUCGGCUGCUUUGGUGAGGAGAGAUGUUGAUAAGUUGAAUAUAAGAGCUCAAAAUUCACUGUUACCCCGCGAAUGUUGACCGACGACCGCCGUUACAGCGAGGUUUACAGAAUUUCCAGCUUCAAACAUUCCAGCUAUAUAACAAAUUACUUAAACACUGGUCCCUAGGAAAACAGUGGAAACAAAAUUAAAUGUUUCCCUCGGGAGCAGUCAUUUUAAAAGUCUUUAUUGUUGACUGCUUUGUUGCGUCCUUGAGGACAGAAUAUGCGUGCGUACAUGCCAGACCCCAAGCUCCAGUUGAAUAUCCAUGGACGUCAGUACAUGACCCUUUUUCGUCAAGAGCGCUCUGACUCUCCAGGACCCUCCUUUGUAUCCGCCGACGGUCUCUAUUAUCAGUUUCACUGAAGUAACUAAGUGUUUCUAUUUUUCAUUAAGGUGGCUGGAGGACAGGUUGACAUGGCAACCGGGGGCGACCAAGGAGGCUCCAUAAGGAUCCCUGCUGCCGCAUGUGGUAUUGUGGGAUUGAAACCCACGUACGGACUGGUGCCAUAUACGGGCAUCAUGCCAAUAGAGUUCACUUUAGAUCAUACGGGACCCAUGGCCAGGACUGUCUACGACACAGCUUUGAUGCUAGAGGUAAUUACUUACAGAAUACAAUUGUUCUUAGACUAACAAACACCUACUUUUAAAGACUUAAUUGAAAAAGAAAGCGUGUUACUUCUAGCCGCAAGAACGUGACACAUUCUAAGUUAACACUAAGAUCAUUUUCAAACCAAAAGAACUAAAUCUCUUCUCUUUUAACGUCAGUUUUUCAUAAAUGUUUUCUGUUGUAGAUAAAGUAGUGAAACUAUCAACCUUCAACCUUUAUUUUAGUUUGGCAACACAAACCGGUAAUUUGUUGCAUAAGCAGAUAAUAUAAUAAAGGGCAACAUAGAGAGUUAAGAAAGCGUUUAGCAAAUAAAGGUCGUAUAGCAGUUUUCCAAUGUUUUGAUAAUUAAAUACGUUAUCCUCAAUAUUCUUUAGGUUCUGGCGGGAUAUGAUGACGGACUGGACCCGAGACAGCCACGCGACCUUAAAGUACCAGAGUACACUGCCCUAGUAAGAAUUGUUUUGUUCUGAACUUGAUAUCUUCUUGUAUUCGUUCUAUUAGUCUAUCUUUGUUGACUUCGCACAACGGCUCUAUCGUGAGAAACAGUUCCUUUAAAUAACUUCCCUAAUUUUGUCCUCUUUAGCGAUCUGAAAUUUAUCACUCUUAUUCUAUCUCGUUCACAGUUGGUCAAAUGUUGACGAAUUAUUUUUUGAAGUUAGAUUCUAAAGGACUGCAUCGAAGUUCAGGAAAAGAAACGUGAAGUCCCUGUCUUGUUUCACGUCCUCCACAAAACCUUAAAUGAGGCAUUUUCAUUUUGCAUUCGUGCAAUGACGCCAAAAAAAUGUGCAAAUAAGCGUGAUACUGUACACUUGCAAGAUUGUUGGUUUGCUUCUCUAAACCUAUUGUUUUUUGAGCCAUUCUCGUUGCCGUCGCCCUCAUCCUUGCUUAAGCUCUUAUCGAUUUACUUACCGUGAUUGCUGGUGAUUGGUUUAUCGCUGUUUAUUUAACUUUGAUCAGCUCACAGGGGAGAUAGUGGGUAAGAAGAUAGGAAUCUUGAAAGAAGGGUUUGGUUUGGAAAGCUCCGAGCCGGAUGUUGACAAGAUGGUGAAGGAGGCCGCUGGACAGCUGAGCAGUGAAUGCGGCGCAGUCGUCGAGGAAGUUUCAGUCCCAAUGCAUUCGGAUGGUAAUUGAAUUUAUAAUACUUAGUACCUGUCAGAUAGCCUGUGGGGGUUUGUAAAGAUAGGUUUAUUUAGUAGGAAAAGUAGAUAGAGGAUAUAUCUGUUAGGAUGAUAAGAUGAUAUUGUAUCAAAAUAUAAAAGAGUGUGAGAAAUUGCUGAGUCCAAACGUCACGCUCAGAAUGACAAGUCUUAAAAUAUCAAGGACCACAAGGAUCUUUCCUAGGUCCUUCACUGUUUUCAAUCAUCUGUGAAGGUGUAUAACCUGCCGUUGAAUUACACAAUUCCAUUUCAUUCUCAGUAUUUUGAUGAUCGUCAUUAUGAUGAUGGUGAUAACCUCAAAGAUAUGAGUAGAUGGUUUAAUGAGAAUGAAAAGGGGGCCUCACUCAGGUUAAUCGGUUUUUUUGAAGGCAAACUCUCGUCAUACCCCACAAUCUUCUGAACAAUGAAACCUGCUUCAAUUAUCACCAAAUUAAAAAGAUUCACGGACCAUAAAGCUGACAAGUUAGAUUAAAUUAUGAAAAUUAUUUAUAAUUCUGUCGAAAAAUGUUUUUAUACUUAUUUCUAUGCAGGUUUUGGGAUCUUUGCCGGCAUUUUGCAAGCUGGGGGCGAUCGAAUGAUGCUAGAAGGAGCUGGUAGGUAAAAUAAACACUGAUUCAAAGUUUGUGAGCUUGUUGUCUGCACUUGGCCCCAAAUCCAUAAGUUCCCUUGAUUGACAAAAGUUCAAGUUGUUUAUUAUUAUGGUACAAUUGCCGCUGCAUUGAGUAAUUGAUUUUACUGAGUUCUAGUUCUUUGACGUACGAUGGCACAGUUGGUUAGUACACGGCCUUGAGUGCGAAAGGUCUUAAGUUCGAUCCCCGAUGUCUUCACAUCCUUGUUUUGACUUCUCUCCUGUUUGUGUAAAUUUAACUUGUAAAUUUAACACAGAGUACUGUCGACUUCAACUUUUACAGGUUUCGGUCAUUCCGCGGAAAUGUACUACGAUACAACUCUUCAAGAGGCUGUUUUCCGUGGUCUGAAAUGCCACUCGAAUGAAUUAUCAAGAACCACUAAAUUUAUCAGGCUGAUUGCAAAGUAUUUGCAUGAAGAGUACAACGGCGUUUUCUACGGAAAGGCGCAGAACCUGGGCCGAGUUCUAUGCAAAGCUUAUGACAAGGCCCUCGAAACUUAUGACGUGUUAAUUCUGCCCACUAUUCCAAAGAAAGCACCAGUCUUCCCGCAAGAGAAUCCUUCCCUGAAAGGUAAGGACUUAUAAAUAAACAUACCUUUAGUACUUUGCGACCGCUGACCUCCGAUUUCUUUGCGUUUAUAUUCACGUGUAUUUGUGAUUGAGCUCUGUCCAUAACCGCACUGUGGAAGAACUGAACAACUUAAGCUGAUCUUGCCUAGUUCGUAGACCUUAAAAUUUUUGCCUCACGCUAAAUGCCUUUGGUAUCAUCUCGGUGACGUCACCAGACGAAUUGACCGUGAUGGCCUGGGCGAAAGCCUUACGGGAACGAGUCAAAACCUACCACAUCUUCGAUUAAAUUACUGAAACAAAACCAACAACUUAUUAAGUUCGAAUUCAAGCUCUUUUUUUCGAGAGCUGAUUAGGGUAUAUUGCUGCACAUUUGAAAGGAGUCUUAAGAUUUUAUAGGAGCUGUGACUCCUCAGUUUCUGUAUUUGUAUUUAAAAUUUAGCCUUAAAUUUGUCCUUUUUAAUCCUUUGAGCCAAAUGGGAAUGUAACACCCUUCCCGGCAUGCUUCGCAGAUGAAACAUAUUAUCAACCUUGCUGGUCACGUGAUCGAUUUAGUUCAGGAUGGACGCCGUCGCGGAAGGGCAGUGCGAUAUCAAACUUGUUCGCUAAAAACAUGUUAAUUAACCGGCUUUAAUCCCCAAUGUCCACAUACAAAUUCUCUAAACUGAGCUCCAUACAUUUCCUUAAAGAACUAGUUGAGAGAGUUUUAGAAAAGACCACAGGAUUCCAGUUCCUUGAUUGUGUGGUAAUUAGUACUGACAAAAUUUAUGUUGAUCACUCUUGGGACGUAAAGUGCUUAAUCACCUGUAAUUAACUUGCUCAUUUAAAUAGUUGAUUCCAAUCCCAAGCAAAAUAAUCCAAAAAGUUUUAAUUACCUGUAAUAAUUACCUUGCUCAUUUAAAUAGUUGAUUCCAAUCCCAAGCAAAAUAAUCCAUGAAGUUUACUUGCUGUUUUGACAGAAUACAUGGAACGAGGAAUGGAAAACGUGGUGAGUUGCUCUCCCUUCAAUGUGAGCGGUCACCCGGCUCUGACGAUCAACGCAGGAUUUAGCGAUGGUUUACCGGUUGGAAUGAUGAUCGUGGGCAGAAAGUUUGAUGAAGCCACUGUUCUUAAUGUCGCCUAUGCUUAUGAGAAGAUCAGAGAUAGAUGCAUGUCUACGUCAUAAGAUCAGAUAUCCUAUUAAGACUUACGUCACAAAAUAAGAGACUCAAAAGAGUAGCUAUCUAUUAUAUAAAUGAAAUGGCCGUCUUCUGGCAUUUAUUGAAAUAAAAAGUACACCUUUUAAAAUCCUUUGACAUUAUAGUGCAGAUUGCAUGUAGCAACUCGACGAAGUCUUUAACAGAUUUUUGACUUGUUUUCUACAAGUUUUUGACACGUUGACACGUGGGUUUCCAUAUAUGUUCAUGCACAUGAACAUAUAUCUAAGUGAGUUUUUGUCGUCAGUGGCAAAAGGGACUUUGAAAAAAAAAAAAAGUUCUUUCAGAUCAAUUAAGGUUUCUGGUAAACUGCCCACCUACCCCUCCCCUAACUCAAUGUUAACGCUUGUGUCUCACUUAGGGCAAAAUGUUGGGUUAGGGGAGGGGUAGGUGGGCAGUUUCCCAAAAACCUAAAUUGAUCCGUUCUUUCCACUAAAGUCACCCUAUGACCUUCUGGAAUAGAUAAGGUGUCAAAUAAAAGAUAAAAAAGUGUGGAAAUGCAAGUUUAAAACCUAACAUACUUAAAAAGCUUCGAACCUUAUUACACGCCCCAUUUCAAGGGAAUCCGGAUUCCGAAAUCCGGGAAAUGUCUGCUUGUGGAAUCCGGAAUCUAUCUAGUGUUUACUGUGGAAUCCACAAUCCUCGGUUUUGGAAUCCGGAAUACAGCUCAAAGAAUCCGGAAUCCAGUACCGGAAAUCCUGAAUCCACAGGAUGGAAUCCUCCCCUUCCUUACAUGGCGCGAUUGUUAACGCCGCCAAUGCCACAAUGGAACAUCGAAUACAAAAUAAGGCGAGCCGUGGACACGUUUGUCUUCAUGGUAUAUCUGGGUCCGUUUAUUAAUCACAUCAUCAGGAGCCCAUAACCCUAGCAUUUCCAUACCCUCACCUACCAACCUACAACACUUGAAACAACAGCCGUACAAUCCCUUAACGGUUCACCAAAGCGUCACGCUGAAUUACUGCUGCCACCGUCCUUUGCGCUGUAGUGAGAACCACCUUUUCCCACUAUGCCUCGCGGUUUUUUUUGCUUUCCAGUCGCGCGAGCCCCCGGGCGCGCGGGCGGGCAAUGCAGGUGUGACACUGCACGUGUUGACGAGUUUAAAAUGUUACACGCGUAGGUUGCGUGACUAUUUGUGAAUAAGUGCCAUAUAGGAGCCCUUUCAGAUAGCUUAUUCCUUAUUCUUCGGCGUCAGUUCACGAUUCAAGCGUUUUAAAGUGUCGAGAUGGCCGAUCAUAAAGAACAAGGUAUGUGGGUUAAUUCUUAGGAUAAUUUGGGUAAACAUCUCUUUAAAUUUCAAUUUCUCUAAAAGGUGUCUUUUAUAUCAGGACCUGUGUCGUUUGCAUUUGCCCUUUUUGGUGCAUUGCGUUUCAAAGACACCCUUCUGUCUCUUCGAAAAUAUGUUACAGUCGAAUAUUUAAAUAAGGAAGUUAAAAAUCAGUUUUGAAAAUAGUUUAAGAGCUGAGUUAGCUUUAUUCAAAGUUUUAUAGUCUAGUCAAAGUAGAUCAGACCAUCACACCAAAACGUGAUUUCACGCACGCGAGGUGUUUUUCAUCUGGUUAUUUAUUUCUCUACUGAAAAUCCCGUCCUCUUUCACUCGAGUGUUACUUAUGAAAACAAUAUCUAGUACUUGCCAGCAAUUUUACACCUUUGCGAUCGCUAGUUUCCAGAAAGAGCAAAUGAGGAUUUAAAAUGUUGUGCCUGGUACUUCGCCUCCCCCGGGUGGGGAGGGGGGGGGGGGGUACUUCCGUACGAAACGGGCGUGUUUAGGGGUGCUAAGGGCAGAAAUGUUGUUUUACCAAUAUUAUCAAUUGGGCUGUGGGUGAACAAGCAUACAAUGUAAAAGGAAGAUGGAAAGGUUGGAAUUUCGGAUAGACUUUUACGGGGCAAAUGACUUUUAGGGGGAUGGGGUAAAUGAAACUUAAGCCUAAUACACGCCUAUCCUUGCAUCCCCACCCUCUUUCACACGGGAUUAACCCCCCCCCCCACCUUCCCCCAGGGAAGUUGCCUCAUAAUGUCUAAAUUUGCCGCUGGGCGAAAAAAGCUGAUGUCUUCAAAACGAUGGCCCAUAUAUCACCUUCACAGGGACGACGACUGCCUUAUAAAACACUUCAUUUUUGGUUUGUCUUUCGUGUAUUUCCGCGGCUGAAAAACCGUAUUGGUGAUGGCCUUCGUUUUGGACCUGUUUAAGGGACCUGCAAACAUGAAGAUGGGUUUUGACUUUUACUUUCGGCUCAGCUGUAUCAGGGAAAGGCCUAUCAAGAAUAGUAAAUUUACAACGUUUUCAAUAUAGGACCAGGUGUUAUUGGCUUAUUGCUACACAUCAGUGUUGAGUUGACUUGAGGUAUUAAAGUAUGGAGUACUGAGACACUCUUGACCUGGUUUAAGUUCAAUUCUUUUAAGCUUGUCGCUAGGGCGAAGGAAAGGUAACUUGAAACACGUUAUAAUAUGUAUUGUUCUGCCGGAAUCCAAAGAUUACCUUUCUGACAUUUUGGUGCGUCUAGCAUCAGUUCUCUCUUCCCUCCACAGAAAAGCUUUACAGGGAGCCCGUUCUUCGAGCACCAACCCUUCAGCGCCUGUCCGAGAUUGCGCGGGGCCUGGGACUAGACAUGGAAGAGAGUGAGCUGAUAGAAUACAGAGGUAAAUUGGACUGUUCUUUAGCAGAAAACUGGAGUGAAGCCUCCUGAAAAAUAAUCUUUGUCCCUUCUGUCGUUAUACAGUUGCUAUUUUAAAACCGCUAUUUCUUGCAGGGGCUAUAUCUAAGGCUCUGGGUGAUACAUACCAGCGGUUGUACGAGUUACCAGAUCCCAAGCUCCCAGUCAAGUAUCCACGGACGCCAGGUUACAGGCCAUCGGCAGAGGAAAACCCUUACAAUGCUUGGUGAGAGACAACUGCCACAGUUAGCCCACUACUGAUCCUAGGAGAAGCAACUUGGAGUUAAAUUAUAAAAAAAAAAACAGAACUGCAGGCUAGCAGCGACAAAUUUGAAGAGUUGUAAUGGUAGCAUCCAGUUUAAACAAAACUAGUAGUAUGGCAGCAAGGAGGGUGGGGGGGGGGGGUUACCCCCUACAGGGGCCAAAACAGGGAGGCUCCGCCCAAAUGGGGUACCUUUUUCAGGCUUCAGGCAUACGAAAGGGUAGGGAUUUCACGAGUUGAACAAGAUGAAAGGGUAGGGAAAUAUGUCAUUACAGCCUGUGAAAGGACCUAAAAGAGCUGAACAGUCACGUCUUAUGGCUGUGAAAAGGACAGAAAAACUUUCUGGUUUACUAAUUUAUCAGUAUUCGUAUUUAAGUGACUGUGCAUUUAAAAAAAGCAAUAGGUUGAAUAGGCAAAACAACAACUCUGCACGUGCAUCACGCUUUUUUGUGCAUUUCUUUGCCGUCACUGCACGACUAUGACGGGAAAAUACCUAAUUUCACGUUUUAUGGAACAUGUAAACAAGCGACGGCUAAAUUUUGUUUCUCUUUCUGAACUUGAAUUAAGUUCUUAGGUAUUCGGCUCAAAAAGAGUUCGCUUGAAUUUGACAAAGUAAAUGAGUUGGAAUAAUCGAGAAAGAGAUUGAAAGAACGCAAAUUCGUUUUUAAGCGACGUUUUCGUGGCCGUCACCGUCGUUCGAAAGGACGACCUUUUCUGUCUAAAAUGGUAUGUAAUGGGUAAAAUAUCAUCAAGUCCACAGCGACAAACCCUUGAGUCGUGCCGGAUCUCCCAGUUGUAGACCUGGAUCAGUACAAUAAUAACUUGUUGAAAACUGAUCCUUACGGCAAGGCCAUGAAGAAGUAAACAAAAGAAUAAAACAACAAACAUAUAUUUAAACAAAUUUGCCCAAUAUUUCGGGUUUGAAAACAAACCUUCAGACAGGGGCUAGAGGAAAAAGGUUAAGGGGUUGGACCUUGGGGCGGAGCCUUCUCGUAUGCCUUUGUUGAGUGCCCCCAGGUAUAGGGGCACAAAAAGGGGAAAAAAGCAUGAGUUGCAUUAUCGACCUGGGAUAAACAACGUAUACUAUAAUGCCAAGCUUAAUAGAGGAAACACCUUUACAAUAGAAAUAUGUACCAAGAAGAAUGAAUUCAUGAAACGCCCGUGUCGUAUCUAUCAAUAGGUACUGGUGCUGUGACAUCAAAGGAGCACCGAGUGGUAAACUAGAAGGUAAGACAGUUGCCAUUAAGGAUAACACGUGUGUAGCAGGUGUACCAAUGAUGAAUGGUUCCCGGAUAUUGGAAGGCUUUGUCCCGGAUAUUGACGCCACCGUAGUGUCCCGGAUAUUGGAUGCUGGAGGACGUAUACUCGGCAAAGCUGUGUGCGAGAACCUGUGUUGCUCUGGCGCAAGUUUCACUGCUGCUACGGGGCCUGUGGUUAAUCCGCACGAUAAAACAAGGAUGGCUGGAGGUUCUUCUUCUGGAUGUGCUGCCUUGGUGAGGAGAUACCGCAAUCACUUUAAUUAUAAUCUCAAGGACCCAUCUUUUCCUGCUACUUUAAAGGGGGGUCUUAAAAAGAGAGGGGGGCUUACCAAAGAGGUCACGGUAUAUAAAGAAGCCGAGUGCUUUUUUUCUAAGAUAUGGGUUGUCCAGCAUAUGGGGUCUGUCUGCAGAUACCGUCAUCACAAAUGAAACAAAGGAACCAAACCAUAGAGCUCUCCCGCGGGCUUUAUUGUUUGGUUGUAUUGUUUCUGUUGUAGUACGUAAUCUGUUCCUAGGUAGGUACAGAAGAAACCGAUAUAUGUGUAAAGUUACCACGAUGCUGGAAUUUGACAGAAGUUUAGAUCAAAUACUCUUCAUUAGUAGAAAGUAAUGACUAUUUUAAAAUCAGUUCAAACGACGUAACUAGGUCUUUUUGUGGACAUUCUAAAGGUGGCCGGAGGACAAGUUGACAUGGCACUCGGUGGAGACCAAGGAGGCUCCAUAAGGAUCCCUUCUGCCGCGUGUGGCAUUGUGGGAUUGAAACCCACCUAUGGACUGGUGCCAUAUACGGGCAUUUUGCCAAUGGAGUUCACUUUAGAUCAUACGGGACCCAUGGCCAGGACUGUUUACGACACAGCUUUGAUGCUAGAGGUAAUUACUUAGAGUUUCGUUUGUCUUAGAUCGUUAGACGUUCGGAAACAUGAUUCUUGUUGCAAAAGAUAAAAGAUAUCGCUUUUCUUUUAACAAUGGACAAUCUCGUUCCCAGGGCAGCUAAACAGUCACAACGUACAAACGUAAAACACCUUGAAGCAACGCCGGUAGAGGGACCUUGAAAAGAAAGGGCAUUAACUGUGCACGUUUAAGUGACGUUACUUCUGCGUCCUAUGCUCUCCAACAAGGUGUUUAACCUGAUGUGAAUAAUGAAUGGAGUAAAAUCUUGUUUGAGCACAUCCUCGGAGACCCAGGGGCAGAUAGAGGGGGCAAGGGAAAGUCUAGACGGGUGGAAAAAAUGGCGCGAAUAAAAGUAAAGAACUCCCCGCUAUCUGCCCCUGGGUCUCCGAGGAUGGGUUGAGCAUGUCCUACAUGUUGCUAGGAUGCAGUUUCAAAACCGGGCCUACUAUACAUAGCCGUGCGCUUAGCACAGCGGCCUCAGGUAUGAUCAUCACUUUAUCAACAAACGGAUGCUCGCACUCGAAAAACCAGUUUGACAAGAGAAGCAAGAUUGACUAGUCCAGAAGUUCGAGCUGCGGCGACUUCAAAGACGCGGUUCAGGAAGAUCCUCCUUAUCUCCUUCUCUGUCAAGAAAAGGAGGCUCUGCUCGCAGGGUGACUUGAUAAGGUUGUUCUGAUUCAAAUUGUGCAUAAGUAGCACCACUAGGAGGCUACAUCAGACUCUGGGUCUGCGGAGGGCUUGGCUUUGCUUUGUUUUGCUAAUGCUACGCCUCAGCUAAAAGAAUGUCAAUCUCUCUAGGCAUUGGCGGGAUAUGAUGACGGACUGGACCCGAGACAGCCACGAGACCUUAAAGUACCAGAGUACACUGCUCUGGUAAGUUCUUUUUAAUUUGCAAUUAUCUACUCCUUUUUCUACUGAACGCAAAAUAAAACUACAACUACUCUUAAAUGAACAUAAAUCGUAAUAAUCACUACCGGCGAGGACGCUUUGGUAUACAGUUCAGUCUUACUCAUAAAGCUUACAUGAAAUAAUGGCUGCCGUCACAUCUGGGAUACUAACUAUAGUUAAGACGGGAUAACUACUAUAGUUAGCUAUUUCGGUAAUGUGACCGCUUCUCUCUUCGCUCUAACUAUAGUUAGAAAAUUUACGCCUUGGUGAUCCAAAACCAUACGGACUAACUAUAGUUAUGCCCAAGCAGGGUUCGUGGGUUAGUUUACAAACAAACAACCAAUCAGAAUGUGACACUUCUUUUCGCACGUGUUAGAUAAGCAUAUAUAAACAUGCAAAAUAAAAAACAAGCGUGAAGCGAGGGGGAAACCAAAAACAACAAACAAAAAAUUUACAUAGGCUGAUUAGAACUAACUGUUGUUAACUGCGUGGUGUGACCGCAAUGUCGACCGAAAGCACUAACUACAGUUAGGUAUGACACCACGUAACUUGACACUAACUUAAGUUAAACUUUAGUUACGUCGUAGAUGUGACCGCAACCAAUAACAACUGGUGUAAGACUGAGUUUACCAAUCUUCAGGUUAAUCGAUGUUUGAUCUAUCUCAUUUUAAGCUCUUUUAAGUUAGAGUAUUUUAAAUAUUAAGACAUCUCUAUUCAAAACAGAUAGGUAAUUCUUUAUAAAUGGAAAAUAUAAUGGUAUAGAAACUAUCCUGAAAAGUCGAAUUGAUGUAUUUAUUAGCUGGAUAAGCUAAGUGCACUUUCCACUAGAAAAGAAUCCUUAGUAACUUCAUUCUCUGUGUCCUAGCAUUAUCUUCGUGUUUCUUUUUUGUGUCAUAAUAUAGCACCAACUUUCUACCCUGUUAAUUUGUCUUUGUUAGCUGACAGGAAAAAUAGAAAACCUGAAGCUAGGAGUCUUAAAAGAAGGGUUUGGUUUGGAGAUCUCCGAACCUGAUGUUGACAAGAUGGUGAAGGAAGCCGCUGGACAGCUGAGCAGUAAAUGCGGCGCAGUCGUCGAGGAAGUUUCAAUCCCAAUGCAUUCAGAUGGUAACUGAAAUUUUAUUUUAUUUAUUUAUUUAUUUAUUUUAGUUAUUGUUUGCAAAGUACUUGCCCAAAAGCUUGUAGUUUUUCUUGCAAAGAUAGGUUGCGUAGCAACAUGGAUAAUAUCCAUGGUAGCAAAAAAGAGGUUUAAACGGGUCCAAGUCUCCUCCGUUCACUCGGGUAGCGCGAACUCGCUUGGGAACGAGGCUGUUGAACCUCGGCUUUUAGGCGGUGAUCACGGCUAAAACGUAUUUCAGGUAAAGGCGAAAACUUAAAAUUUCUGUCGGAAACGAAUAUUCGUCGUGCUCAUUAAAGAAUCGUUCGUAUUAUUUCUCCUUUCUAUACAAGGACAUGGGAUCUUUGAAGCAAUUUUUCACAUGGGAGGUGAUCGAAUGAUGCUGAAAGGAGCUGGUAAGUAGCUUUUGUCUUACAAACAGUCAAGCUAAAGCUAUGUUAGUUUAGGAAAGAGAAGUUACUUUUAAGUAACUCCUGUUUAACUCUAGUAACUCUGUUUAAAAACGGUGAAUUCGCGCUGUUUCAAAUUUUAUCGCUAUUACUGAUACACCGCGUUAACCUUGAUUUUGAAUUUUUCUGGAGUUGAAUUCUGAAAUAAACUUACUUGAUCAAAUCAAAUUGUUGUCUUUUGUUCACGUUACCCAUAAAACGUGAAAUUAGGAAAGUUCGCGUCGUAGUCGUGUAUUAUGCAUGACAGCAAAAAAUGUACAAAAUGUGCUGCACGUGCAAUGUUGUUUUGCAUAUUAAACCUUGUUGGCCACUAGUGCAGGAGGUUUAUUUAGUAGAAAAUUAAGAGAUGAUGAUCAUUUUCCUUGGCUAAAUGUCUUUGAGGCUUGUUGGGGAAUUACUGAAAACACUUUUCGUCAAAAAUUCAUACCUCUAUUCAAUUUUCCUUUUGCUUCCAUCCAGGUUUUGGUUCUUCAGCGCAAAUGUACUACGAUACAACUCUUCAAGAGGCUGUUUUCCGUGGUCUGAAAUGCCACUCAAAUGAAUUGUCAAGAACCACCAAAUUCAUCAGGCUGAUUGCAAAUUACUUGCAUGAAGAUUACAACAGCGUUCUCUACGGAAAGGCGCAGAACCAAGGCCGAGUUCUAUGCAAAGCUUACGACGAGGCCUUUGAAAAGUAUGACGUGUUAAUUCUACCCACCAUUCCAAAGAAGGCACCAGUCUUCCCGCAACAGAAUCCUUCCCUGAAAGGUAAUGUUGUGACAUUCGUUAAUAUGCUCCUUUACUUGCGGACUCAACAGUUUAGAAAGAUGAGAGAAGUUGGAGCUCUGUUCAUAUCCGUACCGUCAAUGUCGGUGUGUACAAUUCGCCACUUUGGAAACGAGAGGGAACUGGGCCGAGUUAACUCUCGCAAAGACUUCUGGAACUGUAAUUAAGGAAAGGGAAAAAAGGGGGCAUUAGGGAGUUUAAGCAGCGACGUUUUGAAGCGACGCACGUCAACCAGAAGUGGACGUUUUGCACUCUAGAGCUGUGAUUUUAAAACAACAUUUUGUGCAGAUCAUCUCUAUAAGAAUUGAGAGACUUAGCAAUUAAAAUGUGGUAGCGUCAAUGCUUAUUAAAAGAGAAAAAGGCUCACUUCCGGUUGACGUGCGUCGCUCAAAAAAAAUCGCUGCUUAAGCUCCCUAUUGAAUAAUACCUGACCGGUGCGUCCCCAGCAACGUUUCCAGUUCCCUUCUCUCUUCUUGAGUGGCGAAUGGUCGAAACUUAUCACAUCUUCGUUAAAUUGUUGAAGCAAAGCCAUCAGUUGUAACUGCUGCUAUUGAAUAAUAACCGACCGGUGCAUCCACAGUAACGUUUCCAGUUCCCUUCUCUCUUCUUGAGUGGCGAAUAGUCGAAACUUAUCACAUCUUCGUUAAAUUGUUGAAGCAAAGCCAUCAGUUAUAACUGCUCAGAAUGCUUCUUAAAGCACUCAAGGUUGCGGUAUUUUUGCCAAAUUGAAAAUAUUUUUACUUCUUUAAAGCCGCUACUCGCGAUAUGAAAUAUAAAAUCCGUAAUCAUCCUUAAUUACUUUUUAGUUUACUUUUAAUUCUUUGGUGUUCUUUUCUUAUUUUUUUCAAAACUAAUAUUUUGGGGUUUUCUGAACGUUGUCAAAUAAUGACUUAAAAAUUGUGGCAGAGCUCCUCUGAAUCAAGAGCAAAAACGUUGUUCCUCAUCAUCUUACUAAUUCGCCCAGCUCUCUUCAAUCUAGUCAAAGUUAAAUUAAUGUCUUUGCAGAAUACGCCGAACGAGCCUUGGAAAAUGCCGUGAGUACCUCGUCCUUCAACGUCACAGGUCACCCAGCUCUGACAAUCAACGCAGGCUUCAGGGAUGGCUUGCCAAUUGGAAUGAUGAUUGUUGGAAGAAAGUUUGAUGAAGCCACUGUUCUUAACGUUGCCUAUGCUUAUGAGAAGAUCAGAGAUUCAAAAUAGUAACUGCUCAAUCUUCAUAUGAAACUGCUGCAAACUGUUCGAAGUUUUCGAAAUAUUUUACAUAGUGGUUUACUGCCAAAUCAGCAUUUAAUUAUUUUUCUUGUAGUGCUGACAAAAAAGUUUAGAAAUAACACUGCUUAAUCCCAAAAAAUGUUGUGAGAACAAAGGUCGAUGUAAGAACCUGUAAAACUCAGGAGUGACGUAAACAAAGGGAAAAAAAAAGUCAACACAAUAUAACUUGGGAAAACAAAAAGUUCAUAAGAAAGGAAAAGUUUUACAAGUUCUUGCACCAAGCUGAAACCUAAAAAAGGGAAUUAUCUGCGAGUAAAACAGGUUUUGAUUCCAAAACAAAUUCUCCCCGUAGUAGUGCGCAGCAUUUUGCUUUCUGGUAUUAGGGUUUAAAUAGUUAAGCCAACUAUAUGGUUUGUUUUUUCUGUUUAUCGUCUCUCUAAAGAUAUCAAAAUUUAAUUUUGAGCAAUCAUAAAACUCACAGCCAAUCCGCUUAACAAAUCAGGGUUGCAGCAAAUAGAUGUGUCUAGGUAGCCAGAUUCAAGCGCGGGAAAAACUCAGCUAGUGGGCAAGCCAUUACUGCAUUUGGUUUUACUUUUACAUUUCAGCCGUGUGACAUCACAGAUCAUAGGAAUGCGAAGGCAAAAUAUAUAAUCACCAGAUUACAUUCGACACUGAAAUAUAUACCAAUAUAAUGCCUUAAAAAAGUGAACAGCUAUAAAAGCAAAAGGAAACGAAACUAUAAUAUACAGCUCAUUAGUUCUCGAGCAGUGUAUUAAAAGAAAAUUCCUGAUGCUUAAGAACUGUUUUUCUUUGCGUUUACAUUGCCGUCG
Messenger RNA from Porites lobata, 17621 nucleotides. NCBI's taxonomy places the organism in Eukaryota, Metazoa, Cnidaria, Anthozoa, Scleractinia, Poritidae. The record is from the annotation of a GenBank genome assembly.